This is a messenger RNA of Dromiciops gliroides (monito del monte), 1467 nucleotides long. Its product is annotated as putative protein ZNF720. The transcript has 6 exons. The record is from RefSeq and is a predicted model, not a curated record. Lineage: Eukaryota; Metazoa; Chordata; Mammalia; Microbiotheria; Microbiotheriidae. The coding region runs from base 191 to 577 and encodes 128 amino acids. Gene Ontology annotation, biological process: regulation of DNA-templated transcription.
CCUCCGGGUCAUGCGUCGCUUGCGCGCGUCUGGCGCUUGGCCGUUUUAGGCGCGGGUUUGGGCCGCCUCGGCUCCGCUUCGCCCUCGGCUGCCGCCACCAGGGUCGGAGUCCUGCGUCCCGGACCUCGGGUCAGGCUCCACCUUCUAAGGACUCAGCUCUUCCUCAAGAAGGAGAGUGGAAGAACCCAGAAUGGCCCCUGUACUCCUAACAGCUGGGGCCUACCAGGAAUCAGUGACCUUCAAAGAUGUGGCCAUAGACUUUACCCAGGAGGAGUGGGGACACCUGGAUUCUUCUCAGAAGGAGCUGUACCAGGAGGUGAUGCUGGAGAACUACAGCAACCUGGUGUCCCUGGGACUCAUAGCCUCCAGACCAGACCUGGUCUCCCAUUUGAAACAAGGGGAAGCACCUUGGGUGGCAAGGAGAGACAUGGAGGCAGGCGCAUGCCCAGGCUGGAGAAGGAAAUGGCAUCACAAAGGGUCCGACCCGACAGAGGCGGCAGAACAACAAGCCGGGUCAGGGGCUGUGCUCAGCACUGGGUUUUCUAGGGCAGAAACUGUUACAGUAAUCCAGGCCUGAGCAGAUGGAGACCUGGCCUAGAGUGGUAGCAUUGUCAGAGAAGAGGAGGGGGCAUAUUCGAGAGAUUUGCAGAGUUGAAAUCAACAGGCCUUGGUAACAGAGCUGAUAUCGAAGGUGAGAGAAAGAAUCCAGGAUGAGGCACUCUCUACAGAAAUAGGGGAGUUUGGGGGGCAGGGUGAGGAGGGAGAUCACGAGUUCCAUUUUGGACAUUGAGUUUAAGGCAUCUGAGGGAUUUCCAGUUUGAAGUGUCUGGAGGCAGUUGGAGAGGAGAUGUCAGGACAGAAAAGAUACAUUUGAGAGUCAUCGGCAAAAAAGGUGGUAAUUAAAUCCAUGGGAGCCAAUGAGCUCACCAGGUAAAAUAGUCUGGAGGGAGAAGAGAAGAGGGCCCAGCACAGACCCCUUGGGACCCCUCUUGGAUGAGGAUCCAGCAAAAGAGAUGGAGGAGGAGAACCAGAAGAAAGGGAUGACCCAAAAACCUAGAGAGAAGAGAGGCUUGAGGAGCAGAGAGUGAUCAACAAGAUCGAAGGUUGCAGAAUGAGAAACACCUAUUGGGUUCAGCAACCGAGAUCAUUAGGAACUUUGGAGAGAGAGAAGUUUGGGAUGGAAUGGUGAGGUCAGAAGAUAGAUUGUAAAGGGAUAAGGAGGAGAGCAGACAAAGGAGGCGCCAUCUAGAGGGUCUUUUUGAAAAGCUUAGCUACAAAGGGCAGAAGAGAACAUGGAUCUAUAGUGAGCAGAGAUGAAGGGAAAAAAGGAGGGUUACUUCAGGAUGGGAGAGACAUGAAUAUGUUUAUAAGUAGUAAGAAAUGAACUGGUAGACAGGGAGAGAUUGAGAGUAAGUGAAAGGAGAGAUUUAGGAGGCAGUCUGUUGGAGAAGGUGGGGUCAGCGGGGG